UCAUUCGGUCGCGCAGAGUUGGCCGUAGCUGUACAGUGGUUGGGGGGAGGCGAGAAGUGGGGGAGCUGGGGCAAAGAUCAUGCAGAACAGCGAGAGGUUUCCUGGGCAGCAGAGGCCGCUGGGCUGGCGAUGAAAGAAGUAGGGCAGAUGCAAAAUCUGGAGAGCGAGGCGGCCGGACGGUCAGUCAGCACCCAGACUGGCAGCAUGACCGGUGAAAUACCAAGGCUUUCUAAAGUCAACCUUUUCACUCUGCUCAGUCUCUGGAUGGAGCUCUUCCCAGCAGUCAAAAAUCAAAGACAAAAGUCUCAGGAAAGGGAGGAAGGAAAGCAUGGACCCUUCGGAGAUAAUGAAGAGAUGGCAAGAGUAUCUACUGACAAAAAACAGGUGAAGAGAACUGGUCUUGUGGUGGUGAAAAACAUGAAAAUUGUUGGUCUCCACUGUUCAAGUGAAGAUUUACAUGCUGGGAAAAUCGCUCUGAUAAAACAUGGGUCAAGGUUGAAAAACUGUGAUCUUUAUUUUUCCAGAAAACCAUGUUCUGCUUGUUUGAAAAUGAUUGUAAAUGCUGGAGUUAACCGAAUUUCAUAUUGGCCUGCUGAUCCAGAAAUAAGCUUGCUUACUGAGGCUUCUAGUUCUGAAGAUGCAAAGUUAGAUGCCAAAGCAGUGGAAAGAUUGAAGUCAAACAGUCGGGCCCAUGUGUGUGUCUUACUUCAGCCUUUGGUGUGUUAUAUGGUGCAGUUUGUAGAGGAGACCUCUUACAAAUGUGACUUUAUUCAAAAAAUUUCAAAAACAUUGCCGGACACUACCAUUGACUUUUAUUCUGAAUGUAAACAAGAAAGAAUAAAAGAAUAUGAAAUGAUAUUUUUGGUUUCCAGAGAAGAAAUGCAUAAGCAAAUACUGAUGACUAUAGGUUUGGAGAACCUGUGUGAAAAUCCGUACUUUAGCAACCUAAGACAAAACAUGAAAGACCUUAUCCUGCUUUUGGCCACAGUAGCUUCCAGUGUGCCCAACUUUAAACACUACGGAUUUUAUUGUAGCAAUACCGAACAGAUUAAUGAAAUUCACAAUCAGAGUUUGCCGCAAGAAAUUGCAAGGCACUGCAUGAUUCAGGCCAGGUUAUUGGCAUAUCGAACUGAGGAUCAUAAAACAGGAGUUGGAGCAGUCAUCUGGGCAGAAGGAAAAUCUAGAAGUUGUGAUGGAACAGGAGCAAUGUACUUCAUAGGAUGUGGUUAUAAUGCUUUUCCUGUUGGAUCUGAGUAUGCUGACUUCCCGCACAUGGAUGACAAACAGAAAGACAGAGAAAUAAGGAAAUUCAGAUACAUUGUACAUGCAGAACAGAAUGCCUUGACAUUUAGGUGUCAAGAGAUAAAACCAGAAGAAAGAAGUAUGAUUUUUGUGACAAAGUGCCCGUGUGAUGAAUGUGUACCUUUAAUUAAAGGUGCGGGCAUAAAACAAAUCUAUGCAGGGGAUGUAGAUGUUGGAAAAAAGAAGGCAGACAUCUCUUACAUGAGAUUUGGGGAACUUGAAGGUGUUAGCAAAUUUACAUGGCAACUGAAUCCAUCAAGAACUUGUGUUCUUGAGCAAAAUGAGCCUGAAAGCAGAGAGAAUGGUGUGUUGGGGCCCAUACCCCAGGAUGAAGAACAGCACCAAAACAAGAAGCUGCGUCUUGCAAACCACUAAGAAGUCUUGUCUGAACUGGGGUGAAGACCUCAAGAAUUUUUAUUGCACUUUUAAAAUCCAGCCUUGUUAACUCAGAAAAUAAGAAUGGAUUUUGGAUAUAAUUGAAAAAAAUUUUUAAAGAAAGCUAAUUUAUUACUAGCAUAUGAAUGAUAUUAAUGAGAAUAUUUUUAUUUUAGAUUUGUGUGUUUUCCAGAGUAUAGUGGUGGGUUUUUUAAUUACACUGAAUGAGGUAUCCAUAAUUUAAUGAGACCAGUUCAAUCGGCCAUACAGAUUGAUUUCUCCUUGUCUUAGCUUUACGUUAACUAGUUUGAAAGGGACUGGUUUAUUGGAGCACACAUCUCAGCAGAGAAUUACACACCUUUUCAGAAAUAUUAAUUUUUUAAAAUAAAUUUAUUUUAUUUAUUUAUUAUUUUUGGCUGCGUUCGGUCUUCGUUGCCGUACGCGAGAUCUCUCUAUUUGAGGCGAGUGCGGGCUACUCUUCAUUGCGGUGCGCGGGCUUCUCAUUGCGGUGGCUUCUCUUGUUGCGGAGCAGGGGCUCUAGGCGCGCGGGCUUCGGUACUUGUGGCUCGCAGGCUCUAGAGCGAAGGCUCAGUAGUUGUGGCACACAGGCUUAGUUGCUCUGUGGCAUGUGGGAUCUUCCCAGACCAGGGCUUGAACCCAUGUCCCCUGCAUUGGCAGGCGGAUUCUUAACCACUGCGCUACUAGGGAAGCCCAGAAAUAUUAAUUCUUUUGGAUUAUGAAGGUGAUAAUUAGUAAAGUACUCCAGGAAGAUAAACGGCAACCUGGCCAUUUUUAAGUCAGUGUGUGGCUCACCAAAAGUUCCCAUUUAUACUCAAAGCUUUCUAAUAAUCAGGAUUUACUUAAUUAGGAGUCAUAAAAAUGAAGUUGGUAGACCUGGUCUCCAUUAUAAAAGUACAUUCCUAACAAGGUUAUUAAUUUUUCUUCAGUCUUUCGAUAUGUAGAAAUCAUGAUCAUUUGUUGGACUAGGGUGUUUUUAUAUCACUGAUUUUGGGUAGCAAAAGGAAGAGAAUAUAAUUCUGAGACAGUAUUACUAUUUGAUAUCACUGACUCUUGAAACCACUAACAACAAACUUCAAAUUUGGUUGUGAUGUUAACAGAGAAGAAAUAUUUUAGUCUGGAAUACUGAAACUAGCCUUUUUCAAGUUCCAUUCAUAAAUGCUGCCCAUUAUUCCCUCCAUAUAAUUAGCACAGAAUGUCUCAUGGCUUUGAAUGGAAAGCCUUAUAAAAACAUUUGCAAACCUUAAGAAUACUGAAAGUCUUGAAAGUAAACAUUAUGGUCAGUUCAGUUAUUUUCCAAAUUGCUCUCCGUGAGUCCUCUCAUUUUUAUUUGCUGAGAAACUUUCAGAAAAUUAGCCCAAAGAUGAAGGUACAUGUUUUCUACUUUCCUAGAGUUAGAGAGGGAUUUGCAUGGCCUGUGGCCUGCAGGCCUGGGGCGUGACAUGCUGAGGAAUGACUGCCCUGGCUAUAUGCGGGCCAUCAGGUUCGCCUCUGCUGUUGCCCUCUUUCCAGGGCAUCACAUAUCAUCGCAAGGCCUCCUGUCAGUUUCUCAGAAUUUUACACAGGACAAUCCACAUGCUGACCGAUGUCCCUGCUUGGACAGCAGCGUGCUUAGGUCCUCUGGGACUUUAGUCAUCAUACCUGGCAGUUGAGAACUGCUGUAAACAUUUCACCACAGAUGUAGGACAUGGAAUAGAGAGGGAUGGGAGGAAAGGUGCCUUUAGAGGUAACUAAGGCUAAUUUGAAAACCAGUGGUUAAGCUAUUCUUUAACAUUUAUCGACAUUAAAUAUUGAGAUUUGCUUACAUUAUGCUUAAGUUCAUCUUAUAUGAUAUGUUGUUUUCAACUGAUAUGUCAGCUACAUCAACUAUUUUGUAAAUCAAUCAGCAAAUGUUUUGCCAGUUUUGUGGACUUAUGUGUUGGACAUAGUGGGGAAUAUCAGAAGGGAGAAACAUACAAGUGGGAAGAGCUAUGAUUAGGAAAUGGAAAACUGGUUAUUUCUGUAGCACUAUUAAAAUGGUCAUGAUAAUGCCAUAUUUCCUUCUGUACAACUGGCCGGAUUUCAACAUUUAUUGAGAGUUUACCAUGUAGCACCAGAAGGAAAGCUCUUUGAGUGCAGGGAUGUGUAUGUGUGUGUGUGUGUGUGUGUGUGUGUGUGUGUGUGUGCAUGCACGCGCACGUGUGUAUUUAAACUGCUGAAUCCAGUGCCUACAACAGUGUCUGGCACAUAACAGGGAUUCAAUAAAUAUUUGUUGAUUGACUGAAUGACUGCUAGACUCUGGCUAGACCCUGUAGAUGAGAUGUGUAAGAAAUGCGUCCUGACCUCAAGAAGCUCACAGUCUAGCAGAAGAUGCAGGCAUGAAAUCAAGCAAUAAAGUGAUUCUCAGAAGGGGGUCCCUGGACCAGCAGCAUUAGCCUCGCCUGGGGACUCGUUAGAAGUGCAAGUUCUCAGGCCCACCCAAACCUACUGAGUCAGAAACUCUGGGGGUGGGGCCCAGCAUUCCCUCCAGGUGAUUCUGAUGACCCUCAAGGUUGAGAAACGCCCUAUGGAUGUGACCGUAGGAACAGUGGUGGCACAAAAGAGGGCAAGCAUACACUCUGGUGAGUCAUGGAGAAAGGGUCUUGUAGAAGUGGAGGUCCUGAAGGGACUACAGGGUGUUGCCAGGCAAACAGUGGGGGUGUGAGAUGAACUUCUGGGAGAAAGUAAUGGAGAUAGAUGGUCACACUGGGAAGCAGGAAAGGGAAGUGUCAGGGACUCUCACAGAGAUUGCUGAGCUGUACCAAGAGCGCCCUGGGGUAGCCCCCUGCCUAAAAUCUAGGAAUUCACAGUCAGGAGGGUUCAUCCCUUAGCGUGAAAAAUCAAAAUUUGCACUUAAAAAUACAUCAUCCUUAAUUUCAAAGAUGGGGAGGAUAAUAGUGAAUUCAUAAUUUGAAAAAAAGCUCUGCAUUUGUUUACUGCCAAGUGACAAUAUGCCACCUGGAGGCGGGGUGAGUGUGGGCCUGGCUCGCCACCCAGCUGUCAGGUAGAGUACAUGCAGGUUUACAUGUACUGUUCCAUUGCAUCACUACCAAAGCUUUUUCUUUUAUUCAGCUUUUCUAUGGGUUUCUCUUCCUCAGUUGCUUACUGAGUUUGAGAAUAUACCUUCUCUCAUAAAUCUUCCUCGUUUUAUGCAUGAACAGUUCAGCUUUAAGAUCUGCCACAACAAUCUGCUUUUGACCCACUUUAGAGCAAUUUUUUUAAGUUCUGGUAUUGCCAAUAGUGGCCACUUGGCAUCUAGCUGAGGCUAUUACUGUUGCUUUUUAGGAUUAAGCAACAGUUUAGAACCUUCAUUUCAUGUGUAAUAUUCUUUUUUUUUUUUUUGCGGUACGCGGGCCUCUCACUGUUGUGGCCUCUCCCGUUGCGGAGCGCAGGCUCCGGAUGCGCAGGCUCAGCGGCCAUGGCUCACGGGCCCAGCCGCUCCGCGGCAUGUGGGAUCUUCCCAGACCGGGGCACGAACCCGUGUCCCCUGCAUCGGCAGGCAGACUCUCAACCACUGCGCCACCAGGGAAGCCCCAUGUGUAAUAUUCUUAAGGUUUUUUUUUUUUGCUAUCAUUUAAAAUUAUAACAUUUCUUUUUUUAAACAUAUUUCUGAUAUACAAGAAAACUUAAAAGCCCCAUUAAUCAGUAUCAGUUGAAAAUGAGACCCAUUUAAAAUGGAAUACCCUUUAGAACCCUGUCCAUAAAAAUAUAUUUACUCUAUUCAAUGAAUUGCAUUUAAAUAGACUCAGAUUUCAAAGGAACCUAGAUCUCAUCUGUUUAGAAUACUCCUUUAUAGUUCUGGAAACAGAAGCAUCCAGAAGGUGAAUGAUUUCUUCAAGUCUAGUUCAGAAUGUCACAAGGGCCUAAAUCAGUAUCAGUUUUUUUGGUCCAUUUUCAGUUUUGCUUUUAAUGUAAGUACACAUUUGUCCUGUACAUGUUGACAUGUUGGCUGAUUUUAACAUGUAUGUGACAGUAAUAAAAGACUUCCAUUACUAUAAAUUAAGUCAUUUUUUAGUAAAAUUACACCUACACAUUUUAAAUGAGCAAAUAGUCCUAUAAACCUUACUUUGAAACAGUAAGUCUCAUGCUGUCCUCUGUAUCACCCCACCCCAGAGGCCACCAGGCUCAAUUAUUUUAGCUGAUUAUUUUGUAUUUAUCUCCAAAUCUCCAAAUCACAUGUUCCUUACUAGUGUUUCACUUUUAGGUAUUUUCUUUUGAAUACCAUUAUGAAAGCUUUCUUUCACCUCACUUUCUCCACACACUUCCAUCUUUCCAUCCUCCCCAUCUUCUUUUUAUUUUGGUGCCAUCAAUAUUCAUUGUUUGGUAUUAUGACUAUGUAAAUGCUACUCACAGGUUCGUCAUGUUGUGCACUGUGAUUACUUUCCCUUUCCUUAUAAAAUUUAUUUUUCUGAAUUUAAAAUUUGACAUUUUUUGAAGGGGGGGAGCUUGGUUUUCUAUAUUUUAUUGCUAACCUGUAGCCAAACUCUUCUCCCAGUUGUGUGACCAACUCUUCUCCCAGUUGUGUGACCUUCUCUCAGUAUGUUGAAGCAUAUUGAGUGUCCUAAAAGGCUCUUCUUAUUGAAGAAAUCCCUCCUAGAGCCUCUGACCACCUCUUGCCUGGGCUAAUUGGUCACUAGACCUUCUGCACUGCUGGCUUCCCGGAAUCUUCCUCCACAGCUCUCCUAGAGGGAGUUGGGGGGCAUUCUUCACCCUUUCCUUGAAUUGGAACACCUGUUUCCUGGAAUCCAGUCUUUUUCUCAGUUUGGUGGGCAUAUUUUUCAGGUCUCUGAGAAAAGGGUACAUGGUGGUGGGAUGACUGUCAGACAAGACUAUUGUAGGGGAACAUUUUCGAUGCUAUGAGUAUCUGCAGAUGUCUUUAUUCUACCCUCACUUUAAUUGAUAGUUUGUUGGAUGUAGAAUUCUAGAUUGGGAAUAACUUCUCCUCAGAAUUUUGAAGGCAUUGUUUCAUGAUCCUAGUUACACUACUAGAAUAAGUUUCAAGGUUUGGGUUGUCAAUCAGACUCACAGGAAUCAAUGAAGGGGGACUUCCCUGGUGGCGCAGCGGUUAAGAAUCCGCCUGCCAAUGCAGGGGACAGUUCGAGCCCUGGUCCGGGAAGAUCCCACAUGCUGCGGAGCAACUAAGCCCACGCCACAACUACUGAGCCUGCACUUUAGAGCCCGCGAGCCACAACUACUGAAGCCCGUGCGCCUAGAGCCCGUGCUCCGCAGUAAGAGAAGCCACCGCAAUGAGAAGCCUGCGUGCAGCAACCCAAUGCAGCCAAAAAUAAAAAUAAAUACAUAAAUUUAUAUUAAAAAAAAAGAAUCAACAAGGGUUACUUGGCAGCAGAUGUUUAGAACAACGUAGAACACAGCACAGCCUCAUGCACUGCAGCAGCCUCCCAAGACCUCACGUUCACAUGCACAGCUUCCAAAAUGUCACCAUUGAGUCCUCCUUUCUCUUUGUCCUAUAAGUUUAUGUUUAAAACACAACUCCUUUACUUUCCUUUUAUGAUUUUGGGGGAGAAAAAAGAGGUAAAUUAAUGUUCUUUCAUUUCCAUUUUUGUAUUUUCUUUAAUGUUUUGGCUUUAAGCAUGAAAUGCCUUUCCCACAGUCAUUUUAAACAUUUUUAUUAAUAUAUUUAGUAUAAAUAGCCACCCCCUAAUAUCAUUAUGUAUCUUUUCCUUGGGGAUAAGCCCCAAAGAUAUUGUGUCAGAGAAGUAUGUGUUCUUCUGCUUAGGGCUAUUUUAAAGACUUGAUGCAGAUGAGAAAUACCUGAAAAAUACGGAUUUUCUAAAACACAACCUUUGGGGAUAAAGAAUUAAAUCUUGUUCAACAUCAUA
This is a messenger RNA of Mesoplodon densirostris (Blainville's beaked whale), 7553 nucleotides long. It is a transcript of the gene CDADC1, whose product is annotated as cytidine and dCMP deaminase domain containing 1. Gene Ontology annotation, molecular function: zinc ion binding; dCMP deaminase activity. Lineage: Eukaryota; Metazoa; Chordata; Mammalia; Artiodactyla; Ziphiidae. The record is from RefSeq and is a predicted model, not a curated record. Bases 130 to 1677 code for a protein of 515 amino acids. Gene Ontology annotation, biological process: dTMP biosynthetic process; dUMP biosynthetic process. The transcript has 10 exons. Gene Ontology annotation, cellular component: cytoplasm.